AUGCCGCGUAUGAUAAGUCAAGAACAGCUAGAUGAAGCUAGUGGGUAUUGGAAGCAGCCCGAUUUACUUACUGGAGCUGACUAUUUUCUUCGACUUUACGUCGCCGAACGAUCAGGAUUUGAAAUCCAUAACAUGAAAUCAGGAUUUUACUUAAUCAACACAAAGGUUGGACCAAUAAUAACCGGAAGUGGAUAUACCAACAUGGACAACUAUGGUCUUUGUCUUGGACGACUGCGAACAUUAAUAAAACGACUCCAAAAUAACAAAUCACUGCUCAACCGAUACAACGAAAUAAUUUAA
Acanthocheilonema viteae is the source of this 300-nucleotide messenger RNA. The record is from the annotation of a GenBank genome assembly. NCBI's taxonomy places the organism in Eukaryota, Metazoa, Nematoda, Chromadorea, Rhabditida, Onchocercidae.